Fomitopsis serialis is the source of this 819-nucleotide messenger RNA. RefSeq lists its product as uncharacterized. NCBI's taxonomy places the organism in Eukaryota, Fungi, Basidiomycota, Agaricomycetes, Polyporales, Fomitopsidaceae. The annotation marks the transcript as partial. The transcript has 3 exons. The record is from RefSeq and is a predicted model, not a curated record.
AUGGAGCUCCUUCACAAUACUUUACGUACACAAACCGGCCGUCUUGACCAGCAAUGGUACUUCACGGACGCGAAGUUUGCCGCCCGACUGGACGCUGAGCAUUGGAUCUCAACGCCUAACAUGACGUGGAUACCUACCGUUUCCCUCGAUACGAUCGAACUCUUCCACCCCAAGUACACGCACCUGUGCGUGCUCCCGAACCCACGCAUGGGCGUCUCCGAGCUUCCGAUCUCAGUGCUCGACAACGUCGGUCCAGAGAGUUGGCGACCCAGCAACACCGUCGACGAGCACGGCAACCCCCUCGUCCUCCUCCAUCCCGACCGACGUGUUGUCCUCGCAGCCGACCUCGAGUUUCUGCACAUCCAGGUGUCCCAAUUCAUCGCAGAGGAUGCGGCGAAAUCCGACCGCCGCGGUCCAGAGAACAUCCAUGCCGCCCUCAAGAACUUCGCGCUCUCCGCUUCCGAGGCGGUUGAACGGAUGCGCAGCAUUCCCGUCACCUUACAACGCUUCCUGUGGGAGAUGCGUGAGUAUCAACGCUACUACGCCGAGGCCUCGGCGUACAUGGAUUUCGUCAACACGUUCAACGCUCGUAUGGUCGACACGAAGGUCCACCAGACCGAUUCAAGUCUCAUGGGAGCCAUCUCCGCUGACCCUGCAGUUGUGUCUCGGCUCUACCGCGCUGGGAUUCCCGUCUGGUAUAUCCGUCGCUAUUCGCAGCUCGUCCCCGAGCUCAAGAUUCAGGAAGUCGUCGAGCCGUCUCUACCGCAGGAGCGCGGUGUCAUGAUCUUAGAAUACGAUCCUCCAUACCCAACGCAAUAC